Cantharellus anzutake is the source of this 1152-nucleotide messenger RNA. RefSeq lists its product as uncharacterized. The coding region runs from base 1 to 1152 and encodes 383 amino acids. The record is from RefSeq and is a predicted model, not a curated record. NCBI's taxonomy places the organism in Eukaryota, Fungi, Basidiomycota, Agaricomycetes, Cantharellales, Hydnaceae. The transcript has a single exon. Gene Ontology annotation, molecular function: protein binding.
AUGGUUAUGGAGACAAAGCUAGGGAGGUUACCAAAGGAGAUUGAUAGGGAGGGUCUGGAGGUAAUCCACUAUAAAGCUGAAUACCGUGAUCGUGAUAUUCGUACAGUGACUUCCGCAGCAAUCUCAAAAGAUGGCCGUCAGGUCGCACUCAGUUUUGAAAAUGGCGACAUUGAGGUUGUGGACAUUGAUCGGCAGCACACACUCACUCGAUUCCAAUGUGACUCGCGCAGUCCCCUAGUGUGGAUUGUUAUCCUUGAUAGCCAUAGGAUUGCUACCGAAGAUGAUGAGGGAAACAUAUUUACCUUUGACUACGGUCCGCAUCCCGAUAGUCAGAUUACCAACCACUAUGAUUAUUGGAAUAGACAACUUGUGAAGUUUGGUACCCUCCCCUCUGGGCAUCGUCCCCCUGUCACUGCUGUAGCGGAUGACGCGUCAUUUAUCGUACGGCUCCCACGACAUCUUGGUCCCAACUGGCAAGAAAGAGUGGUGAUCCUGUACCUCUCGGGGGAGCCAUCCAUUCACGUUCUUUCCUCUCCCAGUUCCAUGCCUACCGCUGUUCCAACUCGUCCCCCACCAAUUCCUGUUGGUCUCACAGUGGAGCUAUCCCCUGGAGGGCGAUACGUUGUUGCUUGCGAUGCAAACCGUGAUUUCAUUUGGUCAACAAAGUCGCGCGAGUUCAUUGCUAGUCAUCACCUACCAGAUUCCGAGACUUUUACCUCUCACCCCAUUCCCUCCCGCACAUACAUCAUCAGUGGGGCCAGGCGGCCCCCCACUCUCGGCUCGGAGCAUGGCAUUGAUAAUAUAGGGGACUUCACGGUGGAGCGCGACUUGGAUAAAUUGUGGCUGGAGUCGCAGCCUCACACGUACUCAUUGGAGGUACUGGCGCGGCGUCAGGCUUACUCUCUGAAUAGAACGCGGAUCGGCACCCCUAACCCGGAAUUAUGGCUCAACAACACGUUGAAACUCAUUCUCCCAAUUGAAUAUCACCCAAUCAUUCUUAAUAAUGAUUACCCCCGCGAGUGGUAUGGGGAUCGGGUGAUAGGGGAUGAGGAUUUCAUCUACUUUCCGCAUGCUAGCAAGGACGGGACGCGGUUUUUGGUUCAGGGUCGUAUGAGAGCCCCGAUCGUUGUUGACAUCAGCCAAAUUGUGUAG